Messenger RNA from Lodderomyces orthopsilosis Co 90-125, 843 nucleotides. It is a transcript of the gene HEM4, whose product is annotated as uroporphyrinogen-III synthase. The coding region runs from base 1 to 843 and encodes 280 amino acids. The record is from RefSeq and is a predicted model, not a curated record. The transcript has a single exon. NCBI's taxonomy places the organism in Eukaryota, Fungi, Ascomycota, Pichiomycetes, Serinales, Debaryomycetaceae. Gene Ontology annotation, molecular function: uroporphyrinogen-III synthase activity. Gene Ontology annotation, biological process: uroporphyrinogen III biosynthetic process.
AUGAACAAUACAGUCAUUCUACUAAAAAAUCCCAGUACACCCUCAGACCCCUACCAUGACUUACUCCUAGCAAAUUCGUACAGUCCCCAUUUUAUCCCAUUAUUGCAUCAUACUCAUAAAGACAAAGCACAAACAAUAGCCUAUCUUACAUCUAACGAAUUUGUUGAAAACACUCUGAAUUUCAUAAUCACCUCACAACGUGCAGUAGAAAUGUUGCGCGAAUGCAUCAAUGAACUCAAUGAAGAUCAUCAGGCGAAUAUACGACUGAAAAUUUUGAAUAAAGUGGGGUACACGGUAGGUCCAGCAACUCACAAGAUAUUAAAAGAAGUUGGAUUCGUUAAUGUACGAGGUGGUAUAGAUGCUGGAAAUGGUUCCAAAUUAGCUGAUUUGAUCAUGGAUGAAUUGACUCCAAAUACAAAAAUUGUAUUUUUUACUGGUGAAAUUAGAAAAGAUAUAAUUCCUAGGAAAUUGCUAGAUAUUGGUAAGUUUAAUCAAUUUGAAGAAUUUGUCAUGUAUCAAACUUGUGAAAGAGAUGAUAUAAUUGAUAAAUUCAAUGCUGUUGUUGAAGGAGUCGAUGGAGUUGGUGAAAAUGGUGGGGAAGCUACGGCCAGUUUACAUGGAUGGAUUGUAUUUUUCAGUCCUCAAGGAACUAAAGAUAUUGUCGAAUACUUGAAAGAACUGAGUAAUACUGUUGGUGCGUCUGAAGGGACCAGAAGGUGGAAAUUGGCUAGUAUUGGUCCUACCACUGAAGAAUAUCUCUUAUCCCAUGGAUUAACACCUGAUACAAUUGCUGCAAAACCAGAUGCUGCCAGUUUGGUUGAUGGCAUACUUAAAUGUGAUUAG